GGAGACCCAGCUUCCCUGCGGCUCGGCAAAAUAUCGAGGCGGGCAGCUUCGCUUGUUUUGUUUUUGCGGGGCUUGUCAGAGCCCAGUGUCGGGCCUCGAGGCUGUCAAACACGGCGCGGGACGAACAGCUGGUCCCAGGGGUGAGAGGGGUCGAGAGGUCCGGGUGGGUAUGCCUCGCAGAGGUCUGGGGGGGCCGUGGUGGUGGUGGGUGCCCCGGCAUGUCGGGCGCUGAGGCCAGGCUGUACCUCGCCGUGAACGAGGCGGACCAGCGGAAACUCGACGGCGUGUUCGACACGGGCAUGCAAGGCUCCGUCUUCGAGCGGGCCGGGUUCGAGCUCCAGGCCGCCAGGAAGGACGAGUGCGGCCUGACGGUCGGCUUCUUUAUGAAGUCGGAUGCCACUGCCGCGCGGCCUGAGGCUGCACGACCUCGCGCGGCGGCCCCGCGGGCGAAGCCCAGAAAGGGCUUCUCCUAGCGGCUGCUGUCUCUCCCCCCCCCAUCGCUCUCCCACCUGGUUGCUCGUCUCCCCCCGCCCCGCCCUCCGUUCUCUUGUCUCCUUUUUUACCCUACGGCUUCCACCGGCCCCCGCCCCCUCGCGAGCUUGCCCCGGCUGCUGGCGGGGGUGUCGUCGGCAGCGCGGGCGGCGACGCGGUCGACGCGGCCGCGCAGCAAGAAA
Messenger RNA from Prorocentrum cordatum, 674 nucleotides. Lineage: Eukaryota; Dinophyceae; Prorocentrales; Prorocentraceae. The record is from the annotation of a GenBank genome assembly.